Culex quinquefasciatus (southern house mosquito) is the source of this 1040-nucleotide messenger RNA. RefSeq lists its product as uncharacterized. The transcript has 2 exons. The record is from RefSeq and is a predicted model, not a curated record. Bases 1 to 1017 code for a protein of 338 amino acids. NCBI's taxonomy places the organism in Eukaryota, Metazoa, Arthropoda, Insecta, Diptera, Culicidae.
AUGCGGUUCCGCUAUGCGUUGUUCGUGGUUCUUGUGUGUUCAAGUGCCGCUAGUUCCGACCAACAAGAGCAGGAAGUUCAACUACAUCCAAGCGCAUCUCCUAGAAGAGGUCGUUUUCUCGGACUUCUUGGCCUGCUAACCGGAUUGACUUUGGUGGAUUCGUUGGACGACGGAGAUGGUCCACCUCGGAUACGGCCGCCCACCGGAAUAGUCAAGAUCAACAUUGGUCGACCGUUUGCGGAGUCCUUCUACCAGCACGCGUACGCGUACGCCAAUCCGUACUACUAUGGAGCAGUUCCGACGAUCAACAUCAAGAUUCCACUGAGACCGGACGGAAGUGUGCACGAAGGGUUGGAUGGGUUUGGGUUUGUUGGAAACGGUGGUGUUAAUGUCAAUACGGGACCGGCUGUUUUUCCUGGACAAGGGGGAGGAGUUGGUGCUGGUGGUGGUCAUUUUGGACUGCAUGCAGGGCAGAACUUGAUCGAACCAAGGCCACAGUUUGCGGAUGAACAGGUACCGGAAGUAACCGAACCCUCGGAGAAAAAAUCCCGUAAAGCAACGUCCAUUCCAAAAUCUAAGCGUUCAAAACUGCCAACAACGCGAAUAGUUCGCAGCACAGCACGCAACGAUUCCGUCGAAGACCAAACCGGAGAGGCAUCUGAAAACCAACUAGAGGACCUAAUCUCAACAACAACCAUCCCAUCAACUCCGGCCAUCCCGAACAAUGACCUGCCAGUGACGAGUUCCACCGAGGAACCGCUGGUCCUGCACGCAACGGCCAUUCCAGUUAUCGAGGACACUCAAGCAUCGCUACCGAUCGCACAGUCGUAUUACGUUCACCCAGGGAAUCACCAGCUGGACGUGGAGUCCAUUAGCCUAACGACUACUGGAGGUCCUCCCCUUCACGAAGGCAGAGAGUUCAAACCGAGUCGACCUGAUAAACUGCUAAACUUCUACAGCAACUCUGUGACCGCGUUUAGCCCGGACGAGUUCCGUCCCGUUGCGGCCGUUGGCUAGAACUUUUCAUUUUUAUUCGUAUU